This is a messenger RNA of Epinephelus moara (kelp grouper), 8519 nucleotides long. RefSeq names its product ATPase plasma membrane Ca2+ transporting 2 (gene atp2b2). The transcript is spliced from 23 exons. NCBI's taxonomy places the organism in Eukaryota, Metazoa, Chordata, Actinopteri, Perciformes, Serranidae. Gene Ontology annotation, cellular component: postsynaptic density membrane; intracellular membrane-bounded organelle. Gene Ontology annotation, biological process: regulation of cytosolic calcium ion concentration; calcium ion transmembrane transport. The coding region runs from base 934 to 4800 and encodes 1288 amino acids. Gene Ontology annotation, molecular function: P-type calcium transporter activity; ATP hydrolysis activity; ATP binding. The record is from RefSeq and is a predicted model, not a curated record.
UGCACCAGAAAGGAGCAUCCUCUCCUCUACGCCCUCCCUCUCUUUCGUAUCCUCUCUCUCCCUCUCUCUCUCCCUGGCAGUUGGCGUGUCCUCAGAAUGAGGUUAGCAGCACCAGUAGCAGCAGCAGCAGCAGCAGCAGCAGCAGCAGUAGAAAGAGACAGCAGAGCCACAGUUACUGCAGCGACCAGGAGAGGCUGUCCUUCAGCCGUGCACCAUCUACCGCUGCAUUCACCCCUGCCCUGAGAACGCAACGCUCAUCCUUGUGCUCUCUUUCUGUGUCUCUCUCCCUCCUCCACCCUCACCUUCUGUCCUUUUUGAAUUCAUCUCUCGAAUUCAUCCCUCUCUCCCUCUCCCUCUCUCUCUCUCUCUCUCUGUAGCAGUGAUGGGGAAGACCACCAUGUAGAGACGGAGAGGCAGCGGAGGCAACAGCAGAAUAGCAGCAAUGGGAAGCCACACAUGGAGCGGGUCUGGACUGCAGCCGUGGUGAGCCUGAGACCAACAGGACUUGCAACCACCAUCAUUGCCCUUCUCAGGACCUGACCACUGGGGCUGUCCAACGCUCACCUGGAUGCUCCCCACUUGUGUGUCGUCAUCCCCUCCUCUCCUCGUUCUCUGCUGCUCUUUCUCCUCUUCUUCUGUUUCUUCUCUUUGAUGGUUUUGGGUCUGCCAUUAUCUGACAGUCUCCCCUGAAACAGAGAAGCAGCUCAUCGAUUGAUGCCCACGGAUUUUUCCCCCCUUUUUAAUCUCUCUCUCUGCCUACUUUACCUACAAGUGGCAUUCUUUUUUCCCUGUUUUGGUUGCUGUUGCUUGCUUGAUACCUAUUUUGGAUUUUUUUUGGGAUGAGACUGAGCUCCUCUCUCUGUUGUGCAAGCUUUUUGAUUGAUCUAUAAGCAAUAACAAACACUUAUCUAACUGACUUGACUAGCUGACAUCAUGGGGGACAUGUCCAACAGCGAUUUUUAUGCCAAGAACCAAAGAAACGAGGGCAACCAUGCGGCAGGCUUCGGCUGCUCGCUCAUGGAGCUGCGCUCGCUCAUGGAGCUGCGUGGCACAGAGGCGGUGGUCAAGCUCCAGGAGGACUACAUGGGCGUAGAGGGACUGUGCAAACGACUGAAAACCUCACCCACAGAAGGUCUCGCAGGUGCCCUGCCUGACCUGGACAAGAGAAAAGAAAUAUAUGGUAAAAACCUGAUACCUCCAAAGAAGCCAAAAACCUUCCUGCAGCUGGUAUGGGAGGCCCUGCAGGACGUCACCCUCAUCAUCCUGGAGAUCGCUGCCCUGAUCUCCCUGGGGCUCUCCUUCUACCACCCUCCCGGAGAGAGCAACGGAGAGUCCUGUGGUGCAGCGGCAGGUGGGGUAGAGGACGAGGGCGAGGCGGAUGCCGGGUGGAUCGAGGGUGCAGCUAUCCUGUUGUCUGUGGUGUGUGUGGUGCUGGUGACGGCCUUCAACGACUGGUCGAAGGAGAAGCAGUUCCGUGGGUUGCAGAGCCGCAUCGAGCAGGAGCAGAAAUUCCAGGUGGUCCGUGGGAGUCAGGUCAUACAGCUGCCCGUGGCAGACAUAGUGGUCGGGGAUAUUGCGCAGAUCAAAUACGGUGAUCUGCUUCCCGCUGAUGGAGUGUUGAUCCAGGGCAAUGACCUGAAGAUUGAUGAGUCAUCACUGACUGGAGAGUCUGACCACGUCAAGAAGUGUGCAGACAAGGACCCCAUGCUGUUGUCUGGCACCCAUGUGAUGGAGGGGUCAGGGCGCAUGGUGGUGACUGCUGUCGGUGUCAACUCUCAGACUGGAAUCAUUUUCACCCUGCUGGGGGCCGGUACAGAGGAAGAAGAGAAGAAAGAAAAGAAAGGAGGGGCUGUGGAAGACGGACACCAGAAUACAGAUUGCUCCCAUCCCCCUAUCCACCCCAUCGCAACUAUAGCCACGGAUGGGGCUGCAGGCAUUAAUGCCCCUGGCAGUGCCAGCCUUAUUAAUGGUAAAAUGCAAGAUGGCAAUAUGGAGAGCAACCAGAUUAAAGUGAAGAAGCAGGAUGGAGCAGCUGCCAUGGAGAUGCAGCCUCUAAAGAGUGCUGAAGGUGGAGAGUCCGAUGAGAAAGAGAAAAAGAAGGUGUCCGUUUCCAAGAAAGAGAAGUCUGUGCUCCAAGGGAAGCUGACCAAACUGGCUGUGCAGAUUGGCAAAGCAGGUCUGCUCAUGUCAGCCGUCACAGUCAUCAUCCUGGUCCUGUACUUUGCCAUUGACAACUUUGUGAUGCAGAAGCAUCCUUGGAUGCCAGAGUGCACUCCCAUCUACGUCCAGUACUUUGUCAAGUUCUUCAUCAUCGGUGUGACUGUGUUGGUGGUGGCCGUGCCGGAGGGGCUGCCGCUGGCUGUCACCAUUUCCCUGGCCUACUCUGUCAAGAAAAUGAUGAAAGACAACAACCUGGUGCGUCACCUGGAUGCAUGUGAAACAAUGGGCAAUGCUACAGCCAUCUGCUCUGACAAGACAGGCACGCUAACCACCAACCGCAUGACAGCUGUGCAGUGUUACGUUGGAGAUGUGCACUACAAAGAAAUCCCAGACCCUGGAGCUCUGCCACCCAAAUCACUGGAGUUAUUGGUCAAUGCCAUUUCCAUCAACAGCGCCUACACCACCAAGAUACUGCCCCCAGAUAAGGAAGGCGGUCUGCCGAAGCAGGUUGGCAACAAGACCGAGUGCGGCCUGCUGGGAUUGGUCUUGGACCUGAAGCGGGAUUACCAGCCAAUAAGGAACCAGCUCCCCGAGGAGAAGCUUUACAAAGUCUACACCUUCAACUCUGUCAGGAAGUCCAUGAGCACUGUCGUCAAAUUACCUGAUGGGAGCUUCCGCAUGUACAGCAAGGGAGCUUCUGAGAUCGUCCUCAAAAAAUGUAGCCAUAUCCUGAACGAGGUGGGCGAGUCGAGGGUUUUCCGUCCACGGGACAAGGAUGAGAUGGUGAAGAAGGUGAUCGAGCCCAUGGCGUGUGAUGGCCUGAGGACCAUCUGUGUGGCGUUCCGUGACUUCUCCGGUCAUCCUGAACCCUCCUGGGACGACGAGAACAACAUCCUCAGUGACCUCACAGCCAUCUGUGUCGUUGGGAUAGAGGACCCCGUCAGGCCAGAGGUGCCCGAUGCUAUCAUGAAGUGCCAGCGUGCAGGCAUCACAGUGCGCAUGGUGACAGGAGACAACAUAAACACAGCCAGGGCCAUAGCCAUCAAGUGUGGGAUCAUUCACCCCGGAGAGGACUUCCUCUGCAUCGACGGCAAAGAGUUCAACAGGAGGAUCCGCAAUGAGAAAGGAGAGGUGGAGCAGGAGCGUAUUGACAAGGUUUGGCCUAAACUCCGAGUUCUGGCCAGAUCUUCCCCAACCGACAAACACACACUUGUCAAAGGCAUUAUUGACAGUACUAUGGCAGAUCAGAGGCAGGUGGUGGCUGUGACAGGAGAUGGGACCAAUGAUGGACCUGCACUGAAGAAAGCUGAUGUUGGCUUCGCCAUGGGUAUUGCUGGUACAGAUGUGGCCAAAGAGGCGUCAGAUAUCAUUCUGACUGAUGAUAACUUCAGCAGCAUUGUCAAGGCUGUAAUGUGGGGCCGGAAUGUCUACGACAGCAUCUCCAAAUUUCUUCAGUUCCAGCUUACUGUCAACGUUGUGGCCGUCAUUGUGGCUUUCACUGGCGCCUGCAUCACACAGGACUCUCCCCUGAAGGCCGUGCAGAUGUUGUGGGUGAACCUGAUCAUGGAUACUUUUGCAUCUCUGGCCCUGGCGACAGAGCCUCCCACAGAGUCUCUGCUGAAGAGGAAGCCAUACGGUCGCAACAAACCUCUCAUCUCCAGCACCAUGACAAAGAACAUCCUCGGACACGGAGUCUAUCAGCUCAUCAUCAUCUUCACACUGCUCUUUGUUGGUGAGAAGAUCUUCGACAUAGACAGUGGCCGUAAUGCUCCUCUCCACUCUCCUCCGUCUGAGCACUACACCAUCAUCUUCAACACCUUCGUCAUGAUGCAGCUCUUCAACGAGAUUAACGCCCGCAAAAUCCACGGAGAGAGAAAUGUCUUCGAUGGUAUCUUCAGGAACCCCAUCUUCUGCACGAUUGUUUUUGGCACCUUUGCUGUUCAGAUUGUGAUUGUGCAGUUUGGAGGGAAGCCAUUCAGCUGUCAACCCCUGGACCUGGAAAAGUGGAUGUGGUGUGUUUUCCUCGGGCUUGGAGAGCUUGUCUGGGGACAGGUGAUCGCCACCAUACCCAACAGCAGGUUGCGCUUCCUGCGGAGGGCAGGCCAGUUAACUCAGAAGGAUGAGUUACCAGAGGAGGACGUAAAUGAGGACAAUGAGGAGAUUGACCACGCGGAGAGGGAGCUGAGGAGAGGGCAGAUCCUCUGGUUCAGAGGACUCAACCGCAUUCAGACUCAGAUUGACGUAGUCAACACCUUCAAGAGUGGCACCUCCUUUCAGGGGGCGGGGGCUCUGAGGCGCCAAUCAUCCACCACCAGCCAGACCCAGGAUAUCCGUGUUGUGAAUGCAUUCCGUAGCUCCCUCUAUGAAGGCCUGGAAAAACCAGACUCCAGAUCAUCCAUCCACAACUUCAUGACGCACCCAGAGUUUAGGAUAGAAGACUCCACGCCCAACAUCCCCCUCAUCGACGACACAGACGACGAUUCCGCUCGGAGGAGGAGGAAGUACUCCAGCCAGCCCUCGUCCCCCAACAAGAACAACAACGCCAUCGACAGUGGCAUCAAUCUCACCAUUGACACCAGUAAAUCAGCCGCCUCCUCCAGCCCCGCCAGUCCUCUUCACAGCUUGGAGACCAGCCUCUAACCCUGAUUCUAACCUCAGCUCUAACCUCUAAUGUCGUUUCCUUGCAGUCUGAAGGCACCUUCUCCAACUCCUCCAGACCUUUAACUGCAACCUUACACCUUGUCGCCCCCAAAAUCUCACCCAGUCCAGCUCAAUUCUCAUCCCCCACCCUCCUCCUCCAUUUACUACACAGGGCAGGUCCUGUGGCAAAACCUUCAUCUCUCCUCCCCUUAACCUUGAGCUCUUAAAGCUCUCCGCUCCUCUCAAAACAGAGAAAAAUCUAAAGUAAUAUGGCAAGGUGAAAAGAAAAACUUAACAUACAAUCAAAAAAGCGCAACAAAGCCACAAAACCUACACAGCCAUCCUGCUUUUGUGGUUGUAUGUGUACGGUGGCGGCGGCAGUGGUGGUGUGUAUGACUAUAUGCGUGUUAGCAUGUACUGUAUAAGCGUGCCGCUGACUGCACAUAAGUAUGAACUAUGUCUUUAGAGACACCAGGAGGAGGACGAUGAGGAGGGAGACACUGCUGAGGAGUCAAAAAUCACAAAACAGGACAGACUCUAAACUCCCCUUACACUCCCCCUCCUCAACAAUAACAUUGUCAAUACUGAUAAUAGUUUAAAUUAAAUUGAAAAACAUUGUUAUUAUUAUGAUUCUGAUUCUGAUUAUUAUUGUUAUUAUUAUUGUUGCUCCUGCAUGAAUGUACAUUACCCAAGUUUUAUUUAAAAGGGUUUUAAUUUUAUUGGAGUUCUUUCGUUCUGAUGGGCUAGGCCUCGCGGCGGACUACUAUUUUAAAGACAGCUUCUCUGAGUUCCUGGCCUGCAAAGUUCCCUCUUCUGUGUGGCAUGAACAUGUACCCGACUGUAAAAAUUUAUUUCAUCCAUAAACAGAAAUGUGUAACGAGGUGGUAGGGCUCAACUUGCACAGUAGUUUUGCACCUGUCGGAAAAGAGGAACGCAAAAAUAAGAAUGAUGAUGAUAGCAUUUAUGGGAUAUAUUCUAUAAAUAUAAAUACAUAUAAAUAUAUUUAGAGAGAGUUUAUCUUUGUUUGUCGGCAUGUUGCCUUGUUCCUGCUUCAAUGGCUCAAAAUACUUUGACUUAUUUAUGUCUUAAAGAGAAUGUAAUUUGUUUACAACCUCGUAGAGAUAAACUUCCUGGUUUCUAGAAGGAGAGGGGCGAAGCUGAAGCUCAGAGGACCAGAGCUGUGUUGGUGUGUUAUUACUGAAAAACCAUGUGCUGGAAUUUGCCUGCUAUCUUUUCAAAUAUUGUAGAUAUUUUUAGAGGAUUAACAAACAAAAAGAAACCAAAAUAUAAUGGGAAACGUAGUAAAUGUGGAAUCUUAGUAUUACUCUAUAUGAUUGUUGGGAUCAAGUUGGAGUGGCUUGCCUUUUCUAAACGGAGGCCUCCUUUUUGUGACAGAGGGGGAAUAUUUAAUUCUUUUUUUUCCACUUCUUCUUCUCUCUUUUUUUUUAUUUUUAAAUUGUGGGUUGUUUUUUUUCUUCUGUGCUUCAGCGCUGACCUGGGGUCAGGGCUCGAGUCAAAGGCUGAUAUCAGGACCUUUACAGUGAACUGUCUUCUAGAUAAACAUGCUUGUUCAAAGGACUUGAUGUUUUAAAAAUAUGUGUGACCAUCAAAAACGAUUGAGUCAUAUUAGAAAUCAGCAGUUAUAUUUGGCUUAUCUGUGCCGCAUGGAAAUCUGACUUUUUUUUUUGUUUGUUUAUUUUUGUUCACAAUUUGGAAUAUAUUGUGUUGUUUAUUUUUUUAUUUAAUUUUUGAUUUAUUUGUUUGGGUUUAAAGGAUUUCCUCUAGCAGAGAGAGAGACACACACAGCCCCACAAAGCUGUUAGCAUUUUUAACAUCUUUAAAAAAAAAAAAAAAAAAAAAAAAAAGGAAAAACGGACAAAAAAAAAAGACAAAUUACAACAAACAUGGAAUGUUGCUUUGACUCUUUUUCUAUAUAUAAAAAAAGACGAUCCUUUUCUGCACUAUCUGGUUAUGAAUGAAAACUUCUGUGGUGUAAUUCUAGAUGUGCUUUUGUGUGUUUUAACCAAGCUUGUCUUCCUGCCGUCACAGAAUAUACAGUACUCUAGCAUCUCAACUGUACUCACUAGUUGUAAACUAUUUAUUGUGCUUUGACCAAUCAGACAUUACCAGAGAGAAGUGACAUACAGAAGGCACAUUUACCCAGUCUUAUUGCACUCAGAAGGACAAGGCCACUUAACUAGCCUGUACUAUUGUUAUUUCUAUUACUAACCGAAGUCAAUGACAAGCAUGACGCGAGAGGCUCAUUAUGCAACUUGAAAAAAUUGACGAUUUUUCUACGUAAAAAGAAAUCCUAUACACUACUACAGUAUAUACAAUCAUUUAUCCGAGCAGUUCUUUCCUUUUUUUCCUUUUUUCUAUCCUCCUCUGUCAUUUCACAGUCGAUCCGUCCAUCUGAAGAGGGUGCACAAGCUUUACCAGUCAGCUCAGGCGUGUUGAAAAAGUCACAUGGACCAUUUGAGUAAAAAAAUAAAUAUCUGUCUUAUUUAAGUUGGGAAAAAACACAGUCUGGAUUCUGAUAUUCUGCUUAGAAGCUGUUGAUUUAUUUUGUUUCCUUUCCAGUGUUUUAACUUGACAAUUUAUUUGUUUAUUUGUCUGUAAAAAAUUUAAAACAAUAAACAAAAAACAUAACAACAACAGCAUUUUCAAUAAAAAACAACAACAACAACAAAAAAAGACUUAAGCCAACAUUCUCCAAACCACUUUUACAUCCAGGAGGACAUUCAGCUUUAAGAGGAUGCAAAGACGACAAGUUUAAAAAUAAUCUUUGUAAAUACAACAAUGAGUCCACUGAGGACAGAAACUCCAUUGGACUGGUGUGAAAACAGGAACUCUUCCUGACUACGUCUCCCAUCAUGCACCACCAACGAGUCAUACUGCCGACGCAGCUGUUUGGCUGUAUGUAAUCCAUCACUGCUCCUGUCAGAAACACUUCAAAACAUCAUGAUUACAUCCAAAUGAUAACACGUGUUGUAACAACCAAUAAUUAUACUGAUGAUGAUGAUGAUGAUGAUGACACCGACGAUGAUGAUGAUGAUAAUGAUAAUGAUGAUAUCAAUGAUACUUCUUGCAAUAUACUCUCACCUGCCUCGAUGUACUGUAUUUAGCAGCAUGCAGUUUGUGGAACAAAGAAAAAGAGAAAUGCCAACAGAUAACUUUUGGCAUACUUAACCAUUUAUGGGUAAGUGAUUUAAGUGUUCAUCUUGUUUUUAUGAUAUUUUUUUUAUCUAUACAAUAAUUGUAAAUAAAGAACUCAAUGUCUUUGUUCAUUUAAUACUAUGCAAAAAGUCAUGCUUUUCUGAUUGUUACCCACCCUUAAUCCUAGAGUGUGUUGCUGGAAUGUUUGUGGUCUCAAAAGUCAGUAAAAACAAUGUGAUGUAAAUUAUUUUCUAGCUUGAGGAAAAAGUUAAAUAAUGAUGAAAAUUAUUAUUAUGAUACCAUGACAUGAUGAGGAGGAUGAUGAUACUGGUGGUGACAGUGAUGAUGAUGCUAAUACUGAUGAUGAUGAUACUGAUGAUGAUGAUGAACUGUGACUCUUGCUGCUUGACUGUCCCAUUUACCACACUCCUGACAGGAGCGCAAGUGAAAAACAUAAUAAAAAAAGAAAAGAAAAAAAAACAAGAAAAAAAAAAAGGAAAAAUCACUAAAUAAAUCUCCCAGAGCAGCAUGACCCAGCAUGGUGUGUCCUGGCCCCGUGUGAC